Messenger RNA from Paecilomyces variotii, 2131 nucleotides. Its product is annotated as ZIP zinc transporter. Bases 314 to 1840 code for a protein of 508 amino acids. Lineage: Eukaryota; Fungi; Ascomycota; Eurotiomycetes; Eurotiales; Thermoascaceae. Gene Ontology annotation, biological process: zinc ion transmembrane transport. Gene Ontology annotation, molecular function: zinc ion transmembrane transporter activity. Gene Ontology annotation, cellular component: plasma membrane. The record is from RefSeq and is a predicted model, not a curated record. The transcript has 4 exons.
AGAUGCCAAGGAUGUCCGCAAUAAGGACCUUGGGAGUAAAGUGGUACUCAAAGGCCUCUAAUGGCACCAGUUUGCUCAUUACUUUUUUCAUGUUGCAGCCGGGCUUUGAAAGUCAAUUUACGGCUCAGACACGACCUGGAAGCGUAUUUAAAUGGCAACUAACAAAUUCUUUGUGGUAGGAUAUAUUACCUUGUUCUCGAGAAAUUAUUUUUGAAAUAGUUUCGGCUACGACUCGACUAUAUAUAUCCCAUCUUCUGGCCGGUUUUAAGGGAAAGAAACAUCGUCGUGAUCUCUUAUUUUAGCUAUCAUUACCAUGGCUUUGCUUUCUUUUCUUGUUGUGUUGGUAGGGUUGAGUCUUGUAGCAACCCAAACAACAUAUACGGGAUGCCAUAAUCAUUCCAACGUCGAGUGGUGCUACGGUCCGGAUGGGGAAGAGACGCCGUUAGCAACAUACACAUUACCUUCUUCUUCUUCGACAGUGAAUCUCCCUGUAUCAGUUCCUGCUAGCACAACUACUACCGCCCAGACAGCUUCUGUGACAGGAUGCCACAAUCAUGGGGCAGAUAUAUACUGCAUCAAUGGGGCUGGGAAAGAAGUGCUCAUCUCAUUGACAGCCACACCGACGGGAGAACUUCCGGCGCAGUAUACUGAUUGUCAUUCUCAUGACACCGAUAUGUACUGCGUUAGCCCCGCUGGGGAGGACGUGCUGGUCGUUGACGAAGGAGCUGCAUCUUCUGGUUCUAGCUCCAGCAAGGACGGUGAAGAAUCAUCAUCAAGUGGACAGAAUUGCCAUUUUCAUGCCGGUGUCGAACACUGUGUUGGCGCCGGUGAGUCCGAAUCCGAAUCCGAAUCUUCUUGUGAAGUCAGCCAACGAGACUACGAUGUUCCACUGAGAAUUGGCUCCAUUUUUGUGGUCCUCGUUACCAGCGCUAUUGGAAUCUUCGCUCCUGUCCUGUUUACAAAACUGUCUCUCAAGACGUUUAACACAAUGGUAUCCGUUUCCAUUAAGCAGUUUGGUACUGGUGUCAUUAUUGCCACCGCAUUCGUUCAUCUCUAUACUCACGCGUCCUUGAUGUUUUCCAAUGAAUGCCUGGGUGAGCUGCAAUACGAAGCAACCACUUCAGCCAUUGUGAUUGCGGGUAUCUUUAUCGCGUUUCUCACUGAGUACAUCGGCCAUCGAGUCGUAUCCGCACAGUCGACCAAGGCCGAAAGCACAGGACCUUCCGGACAUACUGCUGAGACUACUUUGGGAAAUGAAACGCUCAAAGCUCCACCCGCCGUAGGUUCACAGUCUGGCCAGACACUCCUCCAAUUAGGACAUCAUCAUGGAACCUCCAUGGACCCGACACUUCCCAACAGCAAGCUGUCAGUUCUUAUCAUGGAAGCUGGCAUCCUGUUCCAUAGUAUACUGAUAGGCCUCACUCUCGUCGUUGCCGGGGAUUCAUUUUACAAAACACUCCUGGUUGUGAUUGUCUUUCACCAAUUCUUUGAGGGCAUGGCGCUCGGUGCCCGGAUUGCGCUCUUGCCAGGCGCUAUAUUCCCAUCGAAAGUUAUUAUGGGCACCGCAUUUGCAUUGAUAACUCCCAUUGGCAUGGCAAUAGGACUAGGAGUUUUAAAUUCCUUCAAUGGUAACGAUGCGAGCACACUUAUCGCGCUUGGAACACUGGACGCACUGUCUUCCGGGAUACUGAUAUGGAAUGGUGUUGUCGAUAUGUGGGCAAGAGAUUGGAUCAUUGAGGGGGGACAGCUUCUUAGUGCAGAUAUACCAACGACACUCGUUGGUGGUUUAUCUCUAGUAGCUGGGCUGAUUCUGAUGAGUGUGCUCGGAAAGUGGGCAUGAACACUGUAGGUAUUUACAAAGGGGACUAGCUACUUCGUCAGCAUUUUCUGGAAUUUUUGAUAUUGGAGGGACUGUUGAUAUAUCCUUUUGACUUAUUUUAUCAACAUGACUGCCUUCCUCAAUAAGCCUAGGUCUUAUUUGCUUCCUGAUGGUAGAAAUCCGACGAAUCUCUUGAUAUGGAGUGUUGGGGCCUUCACAUAACCCGAGCAGCGGUUUUAUAGAUAAACUCACGAUUACACAAUAACAGGAGCUUAAUUAGCGGUGGAUACAAUAAACUGAAAAGGAUAGAAG